GCUGAGGGAAGGGGCCGCCUCAGCUCAGCUCAGCUCGGAUAUGGCGAAGAACACGGUGUCGUCGGCCCGGUUCCGCAAGGUGGACGUCGACGAGUACGACGAGAACAAGUUCGUGGACGAGGAGGACGGCGGCGACGGCCAGGCCGGGCCCGACGAGGCCGAGGUGGACUCCUGCCUGCGACAAGGGAACAUGACAGCUGCAUUGCAAGCAGCUCUGAAAAACCCUCCAAUCAAUACCAAGAGUCAGGCUGUUAAGGAUCGAGCAGGCAGCAUUGUCCUGAAGGUGCUCAUCUCUUUUAAAGCGAAUGAUAUUGAAAAGGCAGUUCAGUCUCUGGACAAGAAUGGAGUGGAUCUCUUAAUGAAAUACAUUUACAAGGGCUUCGAGAGUCCUUCGGAUAACAGCAGUGCUGUAUUAUUGCAGUGGCACGAAAAGGCCCUUGCUGCUGGAGGGGUGGGGUCCAUCGUUCGCGUCUUGACAGCCAGGAAAACAGUUUAGUCCAGCGGAGGUGGCUGCCCGGACAUGAGCAGAAGUCGCUGGUACAAAGACCAAAACCACCAAAUGCCACCGCUGCCCUGUGGGCCGCCGCUGUCUCUCUCAGCUUUGUCUUGCUUCUUCUUUCAUAUCUUAAAAAAGCAUAUCAGCUUUUCUUUAGGAAAAAUUGGGAUUGUAUAGGUGCAUUCUUUUAUUUAACAGGAGGUUUUUUUUUUUUGCUCUCAAAAAAGAAUUUUAGUGAUGUAUAAACUUGUUUGUACAGGAUGAUUUGCAUUCACUUGUAAUAUUGGCAGAUUUUUAACCCCUGUUGGCUGGAUCUUCCAAGCAGAUGCUGAAAUUUUAUUAGAACUUGAGGCAGCAUCUUAAUUCUUGCUAGUCAGACAGUGUUUCAUAUCAGAGAUGUAUUUUGAGAGACUGGCAGCUAUUAACAUUGCAAACUGGACCAUUUGUCUCCUGAUUGAGCAGAGGGGGCAGCAACUCCGGGGACACAUGGAAGAAACCUGUAUUUCAGCUCUGGUUUUGUUUGUAUCUUAGACUCUGUGCUGUGAGUUUUGUGUUUCUUCUCAGCCUCCACUGUUUUCCAAUUGGGGUUUUUUUUUUCUUUGUGUGGGUGGCUGUUCAGACUUCUGAGCAAGGGAUCAUGUUGUCUUCAAAAGUAAUUGUGAGCCCUCACAGCCCAACUGGCUUAGUUGUGAAAGAAUUGCCCCAGUGAAAUUGUCCCACUGUAGGAAGCUGUGAUCCUAAUGGAAAGGGUUGCAGGGAUUAUAGUGCAGUUCACACUUUGGACAGUACCUUAAAGGAAAUGGCUGUUCUCUCAACACAGCACGUUAGCUGCCUUUGAUAAUAUGAAAUGCACAACUGCUAUCUCACGUGCCGUAUAAGUGUCUCAGAUCAGUGUUCUCCAGGAAGUUGGAAUCCCGAAAAACUCAGUUCUUUUGGACCCAAACAGAAACACAUUCCUGGUGGUGUUUUGGUGCUUUUGGAAAUGGACCACAUGGUAAAAAUGUUUACUCUGUUGGACAACUGAAGUCACCUCACAAAAAUUGCAGGUACUUUUUAAAAGCUUAGUCAGAAGCCCUGUAGCAAACAAAGACAUGGGAUCACCCUGAGUGCGUAUAACCAAUAGAGGAAACCAGCCUGUAUUCCGUAUUUGCAUUCAACACCGGUUAAUUAAUAUAUUACCGUCUCACAUCAAAACUGGUGCAGAAAUUCAGAAGACUCUUGCUGUUUUUGAUACCUGCUUUUUUUGUAAAAAUGAAAAAAAAUCCAACAAAUAAAUUGUCAUUGUUGAAUAUUU
Tachyglossus aculeatus (Australian echidna) is the source of this 1790-nucleotide messenger RNA. It is a transcript of the gene ARPC5, whose product is annotated as actin related protein 2/3 complex subunit 5. The transcript is spliced from 4 exons. Gene Ontology annotation, cellular component: cytoplasm; Arp2/3 protein complex; actin cytoskeleton. Gene Ontology annotation, biological process: regulation of actin filament polymerization; Arp2/3 complex-mediated actin nucleation; cell migration. Bases 41 to 496 code for a protein of 151 amino acids. The record is from RefSeq and is a predicted model, not a curated record. NCBI's taxonomy places the organism in Eukaryota, Metazoa, Chordata, Mammalia, Monotremata, Tachyglossidae. Gene Ontology annotation, molecular function: actin filament binding.